CAAACUUCAAUAAAAUCAAUACACUCGAAACCCUAACAAGGCCACUGGUAAAAUAACAAUAAUAAUGCCAAUUAAAGCCGAAGGCACAGGCAGCAGUCUCAAAGUCUUGAGGAAAUGGCUAAACUACAGCAGCAGCACAGUAAUACAGCUGGGUGGGCUCCUCCUUCAGUGCAAAAACGAUGGCUCUUAACACUCUUAAUCAUGCUUUCCGUCUCAACUCUUAUUGCUUUCUUCAUAAAAUCUGCUUUCGAUUCCUGCGAUCCCCCCCACCCCCACAACUUCGAUGUUGCUGCUUCAAACAAACCGGCCAAAGUUUUUUCGAAUUCGAUUAAAACGGCGCCGAGUCCGCUUAGUUUCAUGAAGUCUAAGCUCGUUCUCUUGGUCUCUCACGAGCUCUCUCUUUCUGGUGGACCAUUGUUACUGAUGGAACUAGCAUUUCUAUUAAGAAGUGUUGGCACUGAAGUUUUUUGGAUUACUAUCCAGAAACCAUCAGAAACUGAUGAGGUUGUAUACAGUUUGGAGCAAAAGAUGUUGGUCCGAGGAGUGCAGGUUCUCUCUGCAAAGGGUCAAGAAGCUAUAGAUACAGCUUUUAAGGCUGAUCUGGUUGUCUUGAACACUGCGGUUGCUGGUAAAUGGCUGGAUGCUGUUCUCAAGGAGAAUGUUCCUCGUGUUCUCCCAAAGGUGUUGUGGUGGAUCCAUGAAAUGAGGGGGCAUUAUUUCAAAUUGGAUUAUGUCAAGCACCUUCCCUUGGUUGGUGGUGCUAUGAUUGAUUCACAUGUAACAGCAGAAUACUGGAAGAAUAGAACUCAAGAGCGUUUGAGGAUUAAAAUGCCUGAGACCUAUGUGGUUCACCUUGGAAAUAGUAAGGAACUUAUGGAGGUUGCCGAAGAUAGUGUGGCAAAAAGGGUUUUGCGUGAGCAUAUUCGGGAGUCUCUUGGAGUGCGGGAUGAAGAUAUACUCUUUGCCAUUAUUAACAGUGUUUCACGUGGAAAGGGCCAGGAUCUAUUUCUGCGUUCCUUUUAUGAGAGCUUACAAAUAAUCCAAGUGAAGAAACUAAAGGUGCCAUCAAUGCAUGCAGUAAUUGUGGGUAGUGACAUGAGUGCUCAGACUAAGUUUGAGACAGAAUUACGGAACUAUGUGAUGCAGAAAAAUAUUCAAGAUCGUGUUCACUUUAUAAAUAAAACUUUGACCGUAGCUCCUUAUCUAGCUGCAAUUGAUGUUCUUGUUCAGAAUUCACAGGCACGGGGUGAAUGCUUUGGGAGGAUAACUAUUGAAGCAAUGGCAUUUCAGCUGCCUGUACUGGGAACGGCAGCAGGAGGCACCACAGAGAUUGUCGUGAAUGGAACUACUGGAUUAUUGCAUUCAGUUGGAAAAGAAGGGGUCACUCCCCUUGCCAAGAAUAUCGUAAAACUUGCCACUCAUGUCGAGAGGAGGCUUACAAUGGGAAAGAGAGGAUAUGAAAGGGUCAGGGAGAUGUUUUUAGAACAUCACAUGGCACACAGAAUUGCUUCGGUGCUGAAAGAAGUUUUACGGAAGUCAAAGAGCCACCCUCAUUCUUAACACUUCGAAGAUCAGUCCUCCCCGCAGUUUGCUGGAGCAUGAUACGAGCUGCAUUUCUAGGCUGUUCCAUCAAAAUCUUUACAAAGAGACGGACUUCACUGAUGAUAGGAAAUUGUUAGUUUAUAGCCCAUAUCCAUAUCCAUAGCCAAUACCUUUUCUCUGGUUGGUGUUUUCCUUGCUACCUUUCAAAAGAGCUGUAUAUUAUGUACAUAAUCGGGUGAAUCAAGUCAGUGGCCCGUUUAUGCCAGCUGACUUCGUCAUUUGUCAACGCAUAUGACUUUAUCAUGUCAACGUUUAAGGUUUUUUCUC
Populus trichocarpa (black cottonwood) is the source of this 1869-nucleotide messenger RNA. RefSeq lists its product as uncharacterized. Gene Ontology annotation, molecular function: glycosyltransferase activity. The coding region runs from base 115 to 1560 and encodes 481 amino acids. The transcript is spliced from 7 exons. The record is from RefSeq and is a predicted model, not a curated record. NCBI's taxonomy places the organism in Eukaryota, Viridiplantae, Streptophyta, Magnoliopsida, Malpighiales, Salicaceae.